This is a messenger RNA of Chelonus insularis, 1212 nucleotides long. Its product is annotated as ribosome biogenesis regulatory protein homolog. Gene Ontology annotation, cellular component: nucleus; preribosome, large subunit precursor; nucleolus. The record is from RefSeq and is a predicted model, not a curated record. Lineage: Eukaryota; Metazoa; Arthropoda; Insecta; Hymenoptera; Braconidae. Bases 66 to 1076 code for a protein of 336 amino acids. The transcript is spliced from 4 exons. Gene Ontology annotation, molecular function: protein binding. Gene Ontology annotation, biological process: endonucleolytic cleavage in ITS1 to separate SSU-rRNA from 5.8S rRNA and LSU-rRNA from tricistronic rRNA transcript (SSU-rRNA, 5.8S rRNA, LSU-rRNA); ribosome biogenesis; ribosomal large subunit biogenesis.
GUUAUGAUGACCAAGUUUUAUUUAUCACAUGUUCUCAGGAGGUGCAGUGAAGUGUAUUGAUCAAAAUGGAUAUUGUAAAUUCAAUUCUUGAACAAUCUGAAGAUGCAAGUAAAUCAAUUAAUGUAGAUAAGCCUAUAGAACUUGAUAUUGAUGAAGGAACUCUUCUUGUAUCAGAUUAUAAUACAAUAGACACUGACAGAUUCAGGUCUGAUAAAGAUGAAUAUUUAAAAUCAUUAACUAGAGAUAACACUCAAUUACUUAUCAAUAAAAUUUGGGCACUUCCAACUGAACGUGUUGAUGAUGUGGUAAUUGCUAAAUUGCCAAAACCUAAGUAUAUUUUACCCAGAGCUCGUGUUGUUCCUAAACCUAAACCCUUAACUAAAUGGCAGAAGUUUGCUAAAGAAAAAGGUAUACAAAAAAAUAAGAAGAACAAAUCUAAAUUAAUGUGGGAUGAAGAAUUGAGGCAAUGGAUUCCAACAUAUGGAUAUAAGAGAGCAAAAGCACAACAACAAAAAGAAUGGUUAAUGGAAGUUGGCGAUGAUAAUACUCCAAAAGCAAACCCUCGAGAGACAGCGAGUCGAGCAAAAGAAGAGCGAGUGGCCAAAAAUGAACUUCAAAGACUUCGAAAUUUGGCAAGAACUAAAAAUGUAAAGAUACCUAGAGUUGGAUUGCCCACAACAGAGCAAUUGGCUAGUUCAAAGCAUCUUGCUACAGCUUUAACAGUCGCUCGAGUGUCGACUGCUUCUGUAGGAAAGUUUCAAAAUAAAUUACCUAAAGAAAAAGAUGCUAAAGGCAUUACUACAAAAGUAACAGGAUUAAAAAAGAAAAGAAAAGCACCUCCUUUGAACAUGGUUGAUGAGAAAAAGCGAAAUACUGAAUUAGUUAAUGAUAUAAUCAGCAAAAAAACUACAAAGGACAUUCUUCAAGUACAAGAUAUUCCGACGACUCCAUCUGUUUCUUCUGAAGUUGAAAAAAAGAAAGGAAAGAGUAAAAAAAGUAUAGGAAGUAAAAAACCAAAAGCUGGCAAAGGAAAGAGGGAUUUACAUAAAAAAGUUGGUGGUAGAAAACGGAGAUAAAUUUUCUUAUCUCCGUAUAAAAUUGCAUUGUAAUAAGCGUUUAAAUUACUUGAAAUAUGUUUUUAAUAUAGAUUAUACUUAAGUAUAAUAAUUAUUAUAACAAUUACAUUGAAAUUAUAAUAUCAGAGAAAUAAAA